GUGUAUCGUACUGUCAUAGAAAAUAUAUUUAUUUGCCCCUGUAAAUUUGUACUUUGCGUCGUAAUCUGUUUCGAAAUAAUACAAUGAAUGCGACCAGUAAAUUGUGUCAAUUAAGACAGGCAUUGCAAAGUUGUAGGAAUUUACACGCUACACAUAUAGCUAGGAAUGCAUAUGAAGGUCCUGGUAAAACCACUGUCACGUUCAUCAGGAAAGAGAUUGGUGCUCGACUUCUGGUAACUCGAUGCGAUGAGACAGGAUUUACAUUCAACACUGGUACACGAGUGAUAGGACCAAUGAUGCUCUUCCCGAGGUACGCUAUCUGUUGGAACGUCGCGUCUGGCAAACACAUAAACGACUCAUCUUUGUCUCUGCUCACCGUCCUCGAGCCGAAACCUGAUCUCUUCAUCAUUGGAUUGGACGACAAAUACGAUUUUCUUUAUCUGAAAAGCCUCCGAGAAAUCGUGCAAAAGCUCGGUAUCACCACGGAAAUAAUUUCCGUGCGCAAUGCGUGUACCGUGUUCAAUUUUGUCAAUGAAGAAGGCAGAUAUGUCGUCGCGGGUUUGAUACCGCAAAAAGGGCCUGAACUUUUAUUAAAAUUGUCAAAGAGUGAACCUGUGAAACAAAUAACCGAUUCUAGUGAUACUACAAAUAGCAAAACAAACAGUGAAAAGACAGAGAAUGUAACAAAAUGAUAGAGAAUAUGUAAUAUAUACAAUAUGUACAAUUUUAGAAAAACGUAUUGAAUUAUAAUUAUAUGGUAUAAUAAUGUG
Formica exsecta is the source of this 770-nucleotide messenger RNA. Its product is annotated as NADH dehydrogenase [ubiquinone] 1 alpha subcomplex assembly factor 3. Gene Ontology annotation, biological process: mitochondrial respiratory chain complex I assembly. The coding region runs from base 84 to 692 and encodes 202 amino acids. The record is from RefSeq and is a predicted model, not a curated record. Lineage: Eukaryota; Metazoa; Arthropoda; Insecta; Hymenoptera; Formicidae. The transcript is spliced from 3 exons. Gene Ontology annotation, cellular component: mitochondrial inner membrane.